GAUCAGGCGGUUGUUCCUCAUCGAGCAGAUUCCACUUGCACAGUCGCUGUCUUUUUCUCUCCUGACAUCAAGUAUAUCUUCAAAUAUGAAGCAGCCUUCUGACUAGAUAUUCUACUUUGAAAGGCCAACAAUAAGAAAGUACACCAACCUUCUUUAAAGGACAAAAUGGUGCGCAAUGUGGAUGAUCUGGAGUUUUGCCUUCCUUCCCAUUCUCAGAGUAUACUUGAGGGGCUUUGUUCCUUGCGCUCAAACCCAAAGUUUUCGGAUGUCACUCUGAGUGUAUCUGGCCGGGAGUUUCACUGCCAUCGCAGUGUGCUUGCACUCUGUAGCCUUUAUUUCAACAGUAUGUUCUCAGGAGACUUUGUGGAGAGCAUUUCUGCUCGAGUAGAACUGCACGAUGUGGAUGCAGAGGUCCUGGACACAUUGAUAGAUUUUGCAUAUACUGGCAAGCUAACCAUCAACCAGGACAAUGUCGAGAGACUGAUACGCACUUCAAGUCAGCUUCAGUUUGUUACAGCUCGUACUGUCUGCAGUCGAUAUCUUCAACACCAGAUUGAUGCCUCCAACUGUCUUGGAAUUCUACAGUUUGCAGAGACCCAUGGGUGCCCGGAGAUUGUCGCUAAAGCACGUAGCUUCCUAUUGGAGAAUUUUGGGGCAGUGGCUCAGGGUGAGGAAUUCCUACUGUUAGACAAAGAGAAACUCACAUCUCUCCUCAGGGACAAGAGGCUCCAAAUACGGGAGGAACAAGUGAGAGUCGAAGCAGCUCUUCGAUGGGUGAGAUACCAAGAGUCACUGCGCUCUCGUUACCUUCCUGAGCUCUUGGGACUGGCACACCUCUCCCUCCUGUCAGAGGACUACAUCACCACUACUCUGCUAAAUGACAAACUUGUCCAGGAUUCAACCAACUGUGCGGAAACUGUAAGAAGGACUGCAAUGGAAGAAAGGCCUAUGAUGAAGACAGGAAGCAGUCAGCAAGAGGUACUUGUAGUGAUUGGGGGGCGUUCUCUCGAUGAUGAAGAGGAAGAGGAGGAAGAAGAAGGAGGAGGAGGCGGAAAUGAUCCAAGAGCAACUACAAAAAACUGUGCAUUUUACAACCCACGAACAAGAGAGUGGUAUCAGAUUCCUGAUUUUCCAGACUACAAUAAAUGGGGAUUCUCAGUUGUCUCCCUAAACAACAGUAUCUAUGUUACAGGUGGCUCCAGAGGUUCAAGGAACAAUACCUGGUCUACUGCCCAGACAUGGAAGUACGAUUGCCAGGAGGGAAAAUGGGUGACUGUUGCUUCAAUGCUGAGACCAAGAACCAAUCAUGUCACGGCUGUUCUGAAUGGAGAGAUAUACGCAAUUGGAGGCACUACACUGGAUUAUGUGGAAGUUGAGCACUAUGACCCUUAUAGUGAUACCUGGUCAUUGACUGACCCGACUAUAAAGUAUGUCAGUAAUUUCACAGCCACUGGAUGUAUGGGGAAGCUGUACGUGAUUGGAUCAUGCGCUGUUAAGUAUAAUGCCCUGACUCUACAAUGCUACAAUCCCGUCAUAGACAGCUGGAGUAUUAUAACAUCUCCCUUCAUCCCCAAAUAUCUCUCUGCUCCUUGCUCUGUCUCCUUGGAUGGGGUGAUCUACUUGAUUGGAGACAAUACCAAGAAGGUCUACAUGUAUGAUCCUGAUGCUAACAUGUGGCAAAAGGUGCAGAUGCUUCACACACUCCACGAGAAUGGGGAACUUGUGGUUUUGGGCAGCAGGCUCUAUGUCACCGGUGGCCACUGGAAAGGAAUGGAUGGGGAGUACCGUGUCGAAAUGGAGGUGUAUGAUAUUGCUCGCAAUGCCUGGCAUGUGGAGAGUGCCCUUCCACGUCUCUGGAUGUAUAGUGGCUCCUGUUCAGUGUUUAUUGACAUUAAUAAAUGGGAAGAACCUUUCCCUGUGGAUAGUUCCUGAUGAUCGCAUCGAAGUGGUAUUACUCCUUGAUAAAUCUGGGACACCUAACAACUGUCAGCUGUUUUCUUCAGUCCUAUUGUGAGCAAGGAAUAUACCGGUACUAAAGAUAUUUGAAAUAGUAUUGCUUAUUUAUUUAUAUAUAAAGGUAUAUUUUAUACCUUUUUAUUAUGAA
Polypterus senegalus (gray bichir) is the source of this 2104-nucleotide messenger RNA. RefSeq names its product kelch-like family member 30 (gene klhl30). Bases 166 to 1932 code for a protein of 588 amino acids. NCBI's taxonomy places the organism in Eukaryota, Metazoa, Chordata, Cladistia, Polypteriformes, Polypteridae. The transcript has 8 exons. Gene Ontology annotation, molecular function: protein binding. The record is from RefSeq and is a predicted model, not a curated record.